Messenger RNA from Fonsecaea multimorphosa CBS 102226, 1164 nucleotides. RefSeq lists its product as uncharacterized. The record is from RefSeq and is a predicted model, not a curated record. NCBI's taxonomy places the organism in Eukaryota, Fungi, Ascomycota, Eurotiomycetes, Chaetothyriales, Herpotrichiellaceae. Bases 1 to 1164 code for a protein of 387 amino acids. The transcript is spliced from 6 exons.
AUGUGGGUAGUGGAAUAUGAUUCCCGCAACCCCAAAUUAUACCCCGAAGACCCUCCGCGAGCACUCGAUUUCACCAUUCUGAGUGACCCUUCACAGUUACCCCUCCAGAAGAACCUCAUGGCGGUUAAAAUCUUCAUCACGGGUGUCACAGGCUACAUAGGUGGUGACAGCCUAUACGCACUGUACCAGAAAUACCCGGAGUGGGAAUACUGUGCUCUGGUCAGGACGCAGGCAAAGGCAGACCAGGUCCAACGACAGUAUCCCAAACUUCGCAUCGUCCUGGGAGAUCUGGACGACUUCGCCACCCUCCAGGAAGAGAGUGCCAAGGCUGAUAUAGUCCUGCACACGGCAGAUGCGUCGGAUCACGAAGGUGCGGCCAGAGCCAUUGCCGCCGGUCUCGCUGAGGGCCACACGCCUUCUAGCCCCGGAUUCUGGCUGCAUACUGGCGGCACGGGUAUCUUGACCUAUGAAGACUCCAAGAACAAUCGCUUGGGCGAGUGGUCGACCAAGGAAUACAACGACCUCAGCGGGGUGGAUGAGCUGACGCACCUCCCUGAUGAUGCGUUUCAUCGCAACGUCGACAAGAUCGUCCUCGAAGCGGGAACCAAAUAUUCCGACAGAGUCAAGACGGCGCUGGUCUGCCCGCCCACCAUCUACGGCAACGGUCGGGGCCCUGUAUCCGGGCGCUCUCGCCAGGUCUACGAACUGACCAAGCUCAUUCUCCAAAGGGGUUACACGCCCAUUGUGGGCGCCGGCAAAGCGCGGUGGAACCACGUCCACAUCUACGACCUGGCCGCAGCCUUUGUCCUUCUGGCCGAAGCUGCCGUGUCCAAGAACCUGUCCGACCAGAUUUGGGGCGCCAGGGGCUAUCAUCUGUGCGAAAGCGGAGAACAUGUCUGGGCCGACCUGGCCCGGAAGAUAUCCGCCGUUGCAGCCGACAAGGGCUACAUUCCCGCCAACCCGGCGGAGAAGCAGCUUAGUAAAGACGAGGCUUUCGAGGUGGCGGGCUUCGAGGCCGUGAGCUGGGGCUGGAAUUCGCGGGGCAAGGCCGAGCGGUUACGCAGGUUUUUGGGCUGGGAGCCCAAGGAGAAGGGUAUUGAGGACGAGGCGGACGGCAUACUGGAGGCGGAGAGAUCGAGAUUGCAGGGCAAAAUGCCAUCAUAG